AUGGGGAACCGCAGCGCCGCGGACGCCGACGGGCUGCUGGCGGGGCGCGGGCCGGGCGCGGGGAUCCCGGGGACACCGGGCGCGGCGGCGGCGCUGGCGGGGGGCGUGCUGCUCAUCGGCGCCGUGCUCGCGGGGAACGCGCUCGUGUGCGCGAGCGUGGCGGCCGAGCGCGCCCUGCAGACGCCCACCAACUACUUCAUCGUAAGCCUGGCGGCCGCCGACCUCCUGCUCGCCCUCCUCGUGCUGCCCCUGUUCGUCUACUCCGAGGUCCAGGGCGGCGUGUGGCUGUUCAGCCCCGGCCUCUGCGACGCGCUCAUGGCGAUGGACGUGAUGCUGUGCACCGCCUCCAUCUUCAACCUGUGCGCCAUCAGCGUGGACAGGUUCGUGGCCGUGGCCGUGCCGCUGAGCUACAACCGCCAGGGCGGGGGCGGCCGCCAGCUGCUGCUCAUCGGCGCCACGUGGCUGCUGUCGGCGGCGGUGGCGGCGCCCGUGCUGUGCGGCCUCAACGACGCGCGCGGCCGCGACCCCGCCGUGUGCCGCCUGGAGGACCGCGACUACGUGGUCUACUCGUCCGUGUGCUCCUUCUUCCUGCCCUGCCCGCUCAUGCUGCUGCUCUACUGGGCCACGUUCCGGGGCCUGCGGCGCUGGGAGGCCGCGCGUCGGGCCAAGCUGCACGGCCGGACACCGCGCAGACCCAGCGGCCCCGGCCCGCCACCCCCCGACGGUACCCCCGGCCCCCCGCCCCCCGACGGCAGCCCCGACGGCAGCCCGGACGGCACCCCCGAUGACACCCCCGACGCCACCCUGCCCCCGCCCCCCGCCCCCGACGCCGCCGCGCCCCCCGCCGCCGACCCUGCGGAGCCCCCGUGGCAGCCACGCAAGCGGAGACGCGCCAAGAUCACGGGCCGGGAGCGCAAGGCCAUGAGGGUCCUGCCCGUGGUGGUCGGCGCCUUCCUGCUGUGCUGGACGCCCUUCUUUGUGGUGCACAUCACCCGGGCGCUGUGCCCCGCCUGCCCCGUGCCCCCGCGGCUGGUCAGCGCUGUCACCUGGCUGGGCUACGUCAACAGCGCCCUCAACCCGCUCAUCUACACCGUGUUCAACGCCGAGUUCCGCACCGUCUUCCGCAAGGCCCUUCGCCUCUGCUGCUGAGGGGGGCCCUGCCCCCCGCGCCCUCCGCAGGGCCUGGCCAGGCCUGGGGGGCAGGGCCUCGGCGCCGAGGGGGCGGCUCUGUGCGGCUGAUUGAACCAGGUCCUUCCUCAACACCUGCUGGAAGGCUGGACCUGGGGCGGCCUGGGGGCUCCGCGGGAA
This is a messenger RNA of Nyctereutes procyonoides (raccoon dog), 1308 nucleotides long. It is a transcript of the gene DRD4, whose product is annotated as dopamine receptor D4. Gene Ontology annotation, molecular function: dopamine neurotransmitter receptor activity, coupled via Gi/Go; G protein-coupled receptor activity. Gene Ontology annotation, biological process: adenylate cyclase-activating adrenergic receptor signaling pathway; adenylate cyclase-inhibiting dopamine receptor signaling pathway. NCBI's taxonomy places the organism in Eukaryota, Metazoa, Chordata, Mammalia, Carnivora, Canidae. The record is from RefSeq and is a predicted model, not a curated record. Gene Ontology annotation, cellular component: plasma membrane.